Sus scrofa (pig) is the source of this 2278-nucleotide messenger RNA. It is a transcript of the gene TMBIM1, whose product is annotated as transmembrane BAX inhibitor motif containing 1. NCBI's taxonomy places the organism in Eukaryota, Metazoa, Chordata, Mammalia, Artiodactyla, Suidae. The record is from RefSeq and is a predicted model, not a curated record. Gene Ontology annotation, cellular component: membrane; endoplasmic reticulum; Golgi apparatus. Gene Ontology annotation, biological process: negative regulation of apoptotic signaling pathway.
GAGGCCACGCCCCAGGGGCCGGCGCGUCGGGGCGGGGCGCGGAGACCCAGCCCAGCCCAGGCCUGCGCGGGUGGUGCCGGACUCGCGACGCCGGGAGGUCGGGAACGCACAGUCGAGAGCGGUCCAGCAACUGGGUCUCCUCUCAGCCCUCGAGUGGCCAUGUCCCAACCCAGUGCCCCGCCUCCAUAUGAGGACCGCAACCCUCUGUACCCUGGCCCUCCGCCCCCAGGGGGCUAUGGGCAGCCUACUGUCCUGCCUGGCGGGUACCCUGCCUACCCACAGCCUGGCUAUGGUCACCCUGCUGGCUACCCACAGCCUAUGCCCCCCAUCCACCCGCCCAUGAGCUAUGGCCCAGGCCAUGGCUAUGGUGGGGAGGAGAGAGCGGUGAGUGACAACUUCGGGUCUGGAGAGUGGAGUGACAGGAAAGUCCGACAUGCCUUCAUCCGAAAGGUUUACGCCAUCAUCUCGGUCCAGCUGCUCAUCACGGUGGCCAUCAUCGCUAUCUUCACCUUCGUGAAGCCGGUCAGCAAUUUCGUGAGGGCAAACCUGGCUGUCUACUACGCAUCCUAUGCUGUCUUCCUGGCCACCUACCUGACCCUCAUCUGCUGCCAGGGACCCAGACGCCGCUUCCCAUGGAACAUCAUCCUGCUGACCCUCUUUACUCUGGCCAUGGGCUUCAUGACCGGCACCAUCUCCAGCGUGUAUGACACCAAGGCCGUCAUCCUCGCGAUGAUCAUCACUGCCGUGGUGUCCAUUUCAGUCACCAUCUUCUGCUUCCAGACCAAGGUGGACUUCACCUCCUGCACAGGUCUCUUCUGUGUCCUGGGAAUUGUGAUGAUGGUGACUGGGAUUGUCACUGCCAUUGUGCUGUCCUUCAAAUAUAUUUACUGGCUGCACAUGGUCUAUGCUGCCCUGGGUGCCAUUUGCUUCACUUUGUUCCUGGCUUACGACACGCAGCUGGUCCUGGGGAACCGGAAGCACACCAUCAGCCCCGAGGACUACAUCACCGGCGCCCUGCAGAUCUACACCGACAUCGUCUACAUCUUCACCUUUGUGCUGCAGCUCCUGGGGAGCCGGAAUUAAGGAGCGCCUCCUGUUUUGCCCUCUGCCCCGGGCCUUCCCUGCCACAGAGAGCUGGACCUGGGGCUGGGGCUGGCCCUCAGACUUCUUUCCUUCCUCUCAAGUAAUAGCCCAUUUCCCUUUCUCUCCAGGGAUGGGUCGCCUCUCUGGCUAUGGAUGCGUAGGUACCUGGUGGGGUUGUAGGAACUGGGGACUCACCCCUGCUCUUGGUGGACUCACAGGGACUGGGCCAAAGGUGUGCCUUCUUCCUCUGCCCACCAAAUCCUUAACAGCUGGGGUUCGAGUGGGGAGGGAUGAAAAGAGCUAAAAUGGAAUAUGAGAGGCAGAAGUGACUUUGUGGUGACGAGGUUUCCCCUCCCACUUCUGCCACUGGCUGGAGCUGUUUCCUCCCUCAAACCCUAACAAAGCCAGACAGUGCUGUCCCCAGCCCCCUGGACUCACAGCCAGCCACUACCCUGUACUCCUUUGGUAGCCCUUGGCCUUCCCGCUCAGGAAGGUAGACAGGGUUUGUGCCUAUGGGUCUCCCCUGCUUCACCCCUUCUCUCAAUAGCAUAUAUAUAUAUGUGUAUAUAUAUACUGAUUUUCUGGGCUAGGGUCGGGGAGGGAGAGGAGAGUGAGCCAAGUCAGGUGCGGAGGUCAAUACGAGAUUAGCAUCUGCCCGGGGCGUCCCUCUGGCUUGUGGUGGUGGAGAGCAGGCCCGCCUGCAGCCAUCUGGUCCCCAUUCUCCAAAGGUGCCUGGGGCCCCCCUGGUGCUUCUGGCUGCUCAGAGCAGAAAGUGAGGGACAAAGGUCAGGUGGUGUGUAGGGUCACUGCUUCCUGACAGCGUGGCCAGGAAGUAACCAGGGUGAAGAGAGACUGGGGUCCCCUACCCUGUCUGAGAGCCAUGGAAACCUAUGGUGGCACCCAUGGUUCUUGCGUUCUGCGAACUCGGGGAGGGCCCUGAGAGGAACGAGAUGCCCCUCGCUUGCGGGAUGUAAGACUUCGGCCCCAUCUCUCCAGCCAACUACCGUUUUCUUCUUGACACCAAGUGCCUCAAGCUGGAAUGGGGGAGGGGGACAAGGGCCACUCUGUGGGGGUGGGGGUGGAAACCAGAUCAGCCCAAGGGUAUAGUUAGGACUUCUUUAUUAAGUACUUGGUCCUACCUAUAUCCCACAAAAGGACAUAACUAGAAAUGUAAUAAAGUUUUAUGUUUAGAAGG